Messenger RNA from Paraglomus occultum, 1842 nucleotides. The record is from the annotation of a GenBank genome assembly. NCBI's taxonomy places the organism in Eukaryota, Fungi, Glomeromycota, Glomeromycetes, Paraglomerales, Paraglomeraceae.
AUGAAUUCACAUACUCUCUUCGCGAGUGAACAUACGCAAACGGAAUUAUGGAGCUCGUACUCAAGAACGCAAAUCUUUUUUAUGGUUUUAUCGAUUGCAUGGUGGUGUUUUAUGAUGGGAUUUGCAACACUCGGCUUAUCAAUUGCUCGGAGUUGUUACUCUAAACUUGACCGUUCUAAAUCAUCACAAUUGCCCACCGAUAAGGCGGAGGGCGUAUCGAUAAUACAGCCAUUAAAAGGAUUGGAUUGUAAUUUGUACGAGAACCUUGCAUCUUCAUUUCGUCAGGACUACCCAAAAUUUGAAAUAAUAUUCUCGGUUGCGGACGAAAACGAUCCUGCAAUCAAAAUAGUGAAAGAUUUAAUAAAGAGAUAUCCGAAGGUGGAUGCUAAACUGUUAAUAGGCGAGCGGAGAGUCGGUGUGAAUCCAAAGAUAAAUAAUAUUAUACGUAGUUAUGAAUCAGCCAAGUAUGACAUUCUCUGGGUAAAAGACUCUAACGUCUAUGUUGAUCCGGGAUGCUUAGGCCGUUCAAUUGAUAAACUCAAUCAGCCUAAUGUUGGUCUAAUACAUCAUCUGCCAUUUGCUGUUCGCCCGGAUACAUUUGGGUCUGAAUUAGAGAUGAUAUUUCUCAACACUGUGCAUGCAAAGAUGUAUCUAUCAAUCAACUUCAUAGGUCCAGAUAGCUGCGUAGUUGGCAAGUCAUGUGUAUACCGGAAGAGUGAUUUAGAAAAAGUAGGUGGACUGGAACACUUUGGGAAAUAUAUGGCUGAAGAUAAUUUAUUGGCAAGGGCAUUAUGGAGAAAGGGGUAUAAACAUGCAAUGACAGGUGACCUGGCAUAUCAACCGCUUGGGUCAACAUCGUCUAUAGAUUAUUUCAUGAGAAGGUCACGAUGGACGAGAAUACGCAAAUACACCGUCACUGCUGCUACUGUCGUAGAGCCAUUCACAGAGUCUAUCGUGUGUGGACUAUGUUCUGCUUACGGAUUCAAUUUACUCUGGAACAUCCACCCGCUCAAUUUCUUUGCAUUUCAUCUUAUUACUUGGUUCAUGUUCGAUCUGGCACUAUUUCAAGCAUUAAGCAAGAGAACAGUUGAAGUGGAGGAUAUACGCGGAUUCAUCAUGGCGUGGGCUAUAAGGGAAAUUACUGCAUUACCAUUGUAUCUAUAUUCAAUUGCGGGAUCCACUGUCGACUGGAGAGAUACCACUUACUUCUUAAAUAGUGAUGCAACGGCGACCAUCGUGUCUCCAUCUAAGCGGAAGCAGCAUUCUUUAUCUGUGAUUGCACCAACCAACACGCAGACACGGAGAAUGUCCUCCUCAAACGUACACCCAUGGUUGGUCUCUAUUCUUACUUCGAUUAUAUUGAUGAUUGAUAUUGUAUUGGACAUACUGCUUAAAAGUCAGAGGAAUGGUAAACCAACAGAGAGCAAGGCCGAAAAACAAGAGAAGCAUCGGAAUACUAGGAAACGACGUCGGGCAAAGGAUGAUGCGGAUGAAACGGAUGGGAAUAGCUCAGAGGAAAGAGAGAUGGCUAACCGGGACGAUCCAAUCCUUUCUGCAGCUGGGAGAUACUUACGUAGUUCACUCGGCCGAACCAGUUCAUAUCUUGGAGUACCAUACAAUGAAGAUGAAACAGAUUCAUCACCAGAUGAUCCGAUUAAUGAUGCAUCACAUAAGCGAUCGUUAUUUAACGAAAUUUUGAGAAGUGUGUCUAUUGGAUUAUCCAUGCACUUGCAAAAUGAGAAGAAUGUAAUUGAAGGACAAAGACGUUCGUCUAUUAGUGUUGCGCGGGAGAGUUUAGGCAGGGAGAGGGUUAGAGGAAGAAGUAUGUCUAUACAUGUAUAG